AUGUCUCUAUCGCAGGUAUCAGACGGCGGCGUCUCGGGUGACUUUGAGCACCCGAAUGCCAACCUGCGCCGGGCCGUCAUUGUCGCUCUUUAUUUUGCAUUUAUCCUGUCAACUGUGUCAGUUGUCUUGCGUCUGGUAGCGAGACGUAUCACAGGCACCGGACUUUUGCUGGACGACUAUCUAAUUGUAGCAGCUUUGCUCUUUAAGUAUGGAUGCUCAAUCGGAGUCGUCAUCUUGCUCUUCAACGGCAUGGGAUCACAUAUCACAACGAUCCCACCCGAGAACCUCGAAGUCUACAUGAAGAUUGGAUGGUCCAAUCCAUUCGUUUACACAACCUGCAUCGCACUCAUCAAAUUGUCCGUCUUAGCCCUCUACAAGCGCCUCUUUACCACACAACGCAUGUACGUUGCCGUCAACGUUGUCGCCUCUUUCAUCAUUCUCUGGACAUUGAGUAUUUACAUUGUUGGGGUCCUGCAAUGCCUCCCGGUGAACAAGUUUUGGAACCGUGAAAUUGAGGGGACCUGCAUUGACCCUGCCAUGUUCUUUUAUGGCAUGCAGAUCCCCAACAUCCUUACCGAUGCUGUCUUGCUAGUCAUGCCACUGAAGCCGGUUUGGUCGCUUCCUGUUUCCAAAAGCCAGAGAGCCCUUCUUUCAUUCGUUUUCCUCGUUGGUAUUUUAACUUUGAUUUUUGAUAUCAUCCGACUGGUAGCCAUGAUCCAGUUUACCCACUCUGGUCCCGACAUCACUUACAACCAAGUCCCCUUCGUCGUGUGGACCUGCAUCGAAGCGGCGGUGGGAAUCACCGCCGCUUGUCUCUCUAACCUGCGACCUCUCUUCCGGCUCGGCCAGCGAGAUUUUUGGUCGCAGGCCCGCCAGUCAGCGGGCCACUCGAAAGAGGAGCUCAACAAGUCGCAGGACCUAUCGUUGGAGGGUAGUAGUAUCAGGUAUGUGCAGGGCGGCAUCUAUACCCGCCACAGUGUGUCUAUCCAGCAUGAAGAGGCUUGA
Messenger RNA from Aspergillus campestris IBT 28561, 1005 nucleotides. RefSeq names its product putative integral membrane protein Pth11-like. Lineage: Eukaryota; Fungi; Ascomycota; Eurotiomycetes; Eurotiales; Aspergillaceae. The record is from RefSeq and is a predicted model, not a curated record. The coding region runs from base 1 to 1005 and encodes 334 amino acids. The transcript is spliced from 6 exons.